GAUAAUUAUAAGAAGGUCAUAUACAUGUAUACGUAAAUAUAUAUAUAGGGGUUGUAGACUCUGUCCUGGCCACGAUUUUGGAGAUUAUGGUUAGGAUUUUGGAAAUUAUAUAGACAGAAUAAAAAAAUCAUCCAGUAAAAGUGACUCAGUGUUGCCGGACAUAAAGUAGAUGGCACUGAGCCCAUUGUAUGUUGUCCUGUUUGUAGUGCUUCUGGGACAGACAUGUAUAGUACAAGGACAGACUGUGACCUGCCAGUUCAGUGACUCCAUUUUGUCGAUGGGAACGUGCUUCCGGUACUUUUCAUUGCCAGUCACGUGGGCCCAAGCAAAAACAAACUGUUCUUCAUUUAAUGGAGCACUGGCUAUGUUAAACUCUUCGCAAGUGACCGAUGCCUUAAAAAACGCCGCAUAUGGUAUAUACGUUUGGUUCGGAGCGAACGAUAUUGAUGUUGAAGGCACUUGGAUCUGGGACCACAACAAACAGUCGGCAUCUCCGAUGGCAUCAGGAAGCGUGUGGUCCUCUGGGGAACCUAGCGGAGGUGUUAGCACUUGGGACUGCGGCGAGAUUUACGUCGGCCUGAGCACGCCUUAUGUUGCUUACUCGGACACUUGUUCACUACUCAAUGCAUAUCUCUGUAUGGAGAUGCCUUUACCAACAACCACAACCACUGUAACGACCACAACCACUACACCAACAACCACUACAACUAAAACAACCACAACGACUUCAACUACAACAACCUCUACAACCACUACAACGCCAACAACCACUACUACCCCAACAACAACUACUAAACCAACAACCACUACAACACCAACAACCACUACUACGCCAACAACCACUACAACACCAACAACCACAACUACGCCAACAACCACUACAACACCAACAACCACAACUACGCCAACAACCACUACAACACCAACAACCACUACUACCCCAACAACAACUACUAAACCAACAACCACUACAACACCAACAACCACAACUACGCCUACAACCACUACAACACCAACAACCACAACUACGCCUACAACCACUACAACACCAACAACCACUACAACACCAACAACCACAACUACGCGUACAACCACUACAUCUUUGUUAACAACGACAACACAACCAGAUACCUUCACUUCACCAACAACAACUUCCCCCCCAGAAACCACAACAGAGUCCCCAUCCACUACAACAACAGAAAUAUACAGCACCACAGAAACUCAAGUGACAGAAGAAUCUCUGUCAUCAGAAACAACGCCUACAUUAGAUGAAACAACUCCUGCAGUGACAGAAACAACUCCAAAAUUGACAGAAUCAACCGAAGAAUUUCAAGAGAGUAACACAGCAGUGGACUUGAACCCCAUCCCUCUGGCCACCUCAAAGCCAGAACCUCCAGCUACUAGAAGAAUAAUUUACACAGGCGGAGUAGCAGACGCAAAAGCUCAUCCUUUCCUUAUCUCUCUUCCUGCCAUUGUCGUUAUAAUUCUCUUUCGACUCAGAGAAAUCAUGAGUUAAAUCUUCUUUGCUCCAUCCAUCAAACUCGGUGAGCCAAGUAGAGACCAAUGCUGAUCACUCUGGGGCUCGUCUGUACAUAGGACUGACUGCAGUUGACCCUCAGUGCCAGUGAGUUAUUGUAACGCGAACGUGUUAGACUGACCGGCGCAGAUUUCCAACUGAAACUUUGUUGAUGCAACAAAGUAAAUGCACACUAUUGAAGACACUUUCAUGUGUAUUAUAUUCAUUACAUACAAGACCUAAAUAAAGUCAUCUAUUUUUUUUUACGAAAGGACAAUACAAUUUGUUGUCGUCGGCAUUCCCACAUAUGGAUUUAUAUUUUUAACAUGAGAAAAGAUUAUAUCGAAUUUAUUACUAUAUUAAGCAUGUCACUAGAGCGUGCUAUAGGCAUAGGCAAACUACGCAGCCGCCUGGGGCCCUCGCACAGGGCUCUUAAUAUUUUUUUUCUAAAUAUGGAUCAAACCUCAAACUUUACAGAAAUCUAUGACUCUAUGUCUACUAGCCUAGUUCUAAGUCUCUAUUAUGAUCUAGGGCUUAUUCGCGAAUGUUUAGAUCCACUUGUUAGAUUACUUAUGUUAGAAGACCAUUGUUUCUUCCUUUUGGUGAAAUGCCAAAACAUUACCUCUAAUCUGGUGAUCAUGAAUCCACCAUGAAGUACAUUAUCGCUAUUGGUGCCAUAUGAAUUUAUCUUAUUAGUCGAUUUAGAUCUAGAUACAGGGCGGUUUUUGUAAAUUUUUUUGUGUGUAAAUUUUUGCUUAUUUUUCGGUCUGAAUUUUUUUUUCUAUUUCGUUAGGCGCCAACCUAUUCACUUCGCCUAGGGCUUCCGAUUACCUAAGUCUGGCCCUGAUAUUAUUAUGAAUAAAAGAAUUUUUUUUUUACACAAAGAGUUUUUAUUUCUAGUAUACCACAACUGGCGUUUAAUUUAAUAGAUAUAGUAUGGAUAUAGUUUAAAGUGUGCAUUGUAUAGAUCAUAAAUCAUCUUAAUAAAGAAAA
Biomphalaria glabrata is the source of this 2509-nucleotide messenger RNA. Its product is annotated as hepatitis A virus cellular receptor 1-like. The transcript has 7 exons. The record is from RefSeq and is a predicted model, not a curated record. NCBI's taxonomy places the organism in Eukaryota, Metazoa, Mollusca, Gastropoda, Planorbidae. Bases 170 to 1516 code for a protein of 448 amino acids.